Colletotrichum orchidophilum is the source of this 1686-nucleotide messenger RNA. RefSeq lists its product as uncharacterized. Lineage: Eukaryota; Fungi; Ascomycota; Sordariomycetes; Glomerellales; Glomerellaceae. Gene Ontology annotation, molecular function: iron ion binding; oxidoreductase activity, acting on paired donors, with incorporation or reduction of molecular oxygen; monooxygenase activity. The transcript is spliced from 5 exons. Bases 1 to 1686 code for a protein of 561 amino acids. The record is from RefSeq and is a predicted model, not a curated record.
AUGCUCAGCAUCCUGGGGCUCGAUAAUGGCUUCGUGCCCUCAGCGGCACUGCUCGCUGCUAUCCUUGUGAUCCUGUACCUCGCCUAUCUCAUCAGAUCUCCCGUGACAAUGGACCCGAAAGAGCCGCCGCUGGUGCGACCGGCAGUACCCUUCGUCGGACACAUUAUUGGCCUCUUUCAACACUCGUGGGAGUAUCUCGACAUGGUCUAUGCAAAGUCGAAAGCUCCGAUGUUCACUCUUCCCAUGCUAGGAGGCAAGAUGUACGUCAUAACUGAACCAGAACUUGUACAAGCAGCACUCCGCAAUCGCUCCCUCAGCUUUGACCCGUUCCUGAGGGACCUUAUCAAAGGAAUGGCUGGCGCCAGCGCGCAAACUAUGAAGGCGUGGGAUGACCCCGCCUUUUAUGGUCCUUGGGUCAAGAUCAUCUACGGGGGGAUGGCAGGGCAAUCGCUACUCGGACUCAACGUCUCGGCCGUGGGAGGAAUAGCAGCUGUAUUGAAUGAGAUUGGCGACGACAUGGAAAUCGCAGACUUGUACAAGUGGACCCGAGAGGUGUUCACCCUGGCCAGCACGGAUUCGCUGUACGGGAGCAAGAACCCGCUGCGUGCGGAUAAGAAACUCAUCGCGGCGUACUGGGACUAUGAAACGGACGUCAACAAGCUCAUGCUCGGCAUCUUCCCAUCUCUCGUCGCACCCCGCGGCUACCGCGGACAAGCCCUCAUACAACAGGCCUUUACGUCCUUCUUCGACUCGCAGCUCCACGAGGGCGCCGACGUGCCCUCCCUCGUCAAAUACCGCCGCAGGCUGAGCGCGAGCUUCGACAUGCCUCCGUCGGAAGCCGCCAAGAUCGAGUUGAUGUUCCUCCACGGCGCCAUCUCCAACACGUUUCCCGCCUUUUACUGGUUCUUCACGCGCGUCUUUAGCCAACCCAAGCUUCUUUUGCGACUUCGCGAAGAGGUGCAGUGCGUUAUUGAGGAGAAGGCGACUGUCACUGUGGAUGCGAAGGAGAAGAGAGUCUUUGUUCUGCACAUUGAAAAGCUCGAGGAGAAGUGCCCGCUGCUCAUGUCGUGUUUCCGGGAGACGCAUCGGCUGUACGCUAUGGGCGUCUUGGCGAGGAAGGUCAUGGCUGAUACGACGAUCUCUGACGGGAAGAUGAGCUACGUCGUGAAGAAGGAUUGGCAGAUUUCCGCGCCGCAAAGGAUUCUGCAGACUAGCUUCGAGAUUUGGGGGGAUGAUGCGUUGGAUUUCAUAGGGGAUAGGUUCUUGAAGGUCGCUGAAGAGAGGGGGGAGGCAGUUGUCAAUGUCGCCGUGAGAGGUUUCCUUGCCUUUGGCGGAGGAAAGCACAUUUGUGCCGGCCGGUAUCUCGCGAGCGGUGAGCUACUGGGAUCCCUCGCACUCCUGGUCGCCGGCUUUGACGUCACCAAUUUGGAUGGCGAUGCGCUCACUGUUCCCGAGGUCACGUCUGUGCCUGUGACUGGAUCACUUGGCAAGCCGGUGCCUGGCAGCGACCUCGGUGGGCGGAUGCGCAGGAGGACGGGGUGGGAAGAUGUCCAAUGGAAAAUCGGAAGACUGAGAGGUCGUCUCGAGAAACUGAAGAAAACCAUCUACGCCAUCGAAUCCAGUGUAGACAGCAACAACAAGGCCAACGCAGCUCGGCUCGAUGAGCUUAAGAGCGACAUCAAGUAA